Coniophora puteana RWD-64-598 SS2 is the source of this 2167-nucleotide messenger RNA. RefSeq lists its product as uncharacterized. The record is from RefSeq and is a predicted model, not a curated record. Gene Ontology annotation, biological process: regulation of actin filament polymerization. Bases 48 to 2009 code for a protein of 653 amino acids. NCBI's taxonomy places the organism in Eukaryota, Fungi, Basidiomycota, Agaricomycetes, Boletales, Coniophoraceae. The transcript has 21 exons. Gene Ontology annotation, molecular function: protein binding.
AGAUUACCCACCAUCGCAUCAUACCACGAGAUCAAUCAUACCUCGCCAUGCAGAAGUCAGCAGAAAGUUAUGGGAAGAAUCUCCCGGAUCAAGUUGAUCAAAUAGCCAGCGCGCUUGACGCGCACAUCGGGCUUCUGGAGGAUGUCCGCGAACUAUACCGCGAUCGCGCUACGCUCGAGCGCGAGUAUGCGUCCAAGCUGCAAACACUGGUGCGCAAAGCGGACGAACGGAGAGCGAAGAGGGAGGUUACGAUAGUUGGUGGUAUCCAUCCCGCCAAACCCAUCACCGAUGGUGAUGUUAAGCAGAGUACGAUACUGCAAGCAUACACCCAGGUCACUGCCUCUAUGGCCUCCACGGCUCAGGAUCAUAUCAAACUCGCAGAGAACCUCGUUCAGAAGGUCACCGAGCCUUUAAGACUCGUCGAGAAACGCAACGUGGAAUUAAAGACCAAGGAGAUGCAAUUCUAUCAGAGGCUCCUCUCAGAUAGAGACUCGCUUUAUGCUGAUCGAAUCAAGAUGAAGCAGAAGUACGAUGAGAGUUGCACGGAUCUUGAGAGUUAUCGCGCAAAGCAGGCCAAACUGCAAGAUGAUCGUCAUGCGGACAGAAUCGCCAAACUAUUCGAUGAGCAACGAGUGGACAUGCUUACUAACAAGAACAUGUACAUUAUCUCUACUGCGAUAGCCAACAGCGCGAAGGAGAAGUUCUUUACCAACGACCUUCCUAAUAUCGAGGAUGCGUUUCAGGAUAUCCAAAGUCGCUUGGUCGAGAAGCUUGUGGACAUAAUGCUCGAAUGUCAAGGUAUACAGCGUGAUCACCAAGAUGCGUUGAUCAAACACGUAGUCGGGGCCGAAGAUGCAUUGAAAGUCGUUCAGCCCAGCAAGGAUCAGGAGCUCUUCAUCGAGCAUAACGUAAGGCCAUUCAACACCCCUGCGGAUUGGACGUUCGAACCAUGCGCAAGCCAUUAUGACACGGACGAGAUGAGCACCGAGCCUGCACCGAAAAUCUUCCUUCAAAACAAGCUAGCCAAGGCUCGCAGUAAACUCGACGAGCUGACACCUAUCCUAAUUAGUAAACGUCACGAGUCUGAGAAGUUGGGCGAAAUCGUGAAAGCGUAUACCGCUAACAAGAGUUUGGGGAGCGUUGACGACGCGCUUGUUAACUACUUCGAUGCGUCUCAACAGACAAUUCUUUAUGAAAGUUCCGAACGUAUCAUAAAGACAGAGCUCGAGGCUAUCUCUUCCACGUUGGGAGGGGACGAGGGUGGACAGUAUCCCCACUCGUUCAAGAGUACAUCAUUUUCCAUUCCGACGCCUUGUGGCUUCUGCAAGGUAUCAAUGUGGGGUUUUAGUAAGCAAGGCAAAACGUGCACGGCGUGCGGUCUUGCAGUGCACUUUAAGUGCGAGCUUAAGAUACCCGCGGACUGUACCGAAGCUCAAGGGCAGCACAACGCUUCUGAGACAUUGACGCGGACUACAUCGAAGGUGAUCAAACCAGAGCUCAAAGCGUCCGCCAGCGAAGAAACCCUUACCAACGCUGAACCCGGAGAUAUCCCGACUCCAUCUUCAUUCAUUAAUUUCACUAAGGAAACUCAGGCUUCUGCGCGCAUGUUGUUCGACUUCUCCGCGUCAUCGCCUUUUGAGUUGAGCGUGACAGAUGGAGCCAUCGUGCAUGUGCUGGAGGAGGACGACGGUUCCGGAUGGGUCAAGGUCGCCGAUCAAACAGGUGGGAAAGGUUUGGUUCCGGCUUCUUACCUUGAGUCUCUAGAUGAACAACCGGGAGGGGCGCCUGCCAGUCGCGCACGAUACGUGCGCGUCCUGUAUGACUGGGUUCCGCAGGGCCCUGACGAAAUCAGUGUCAAGGAAGGUGAGGUCAUUGAGCUCUCCGACGACCCUGCAAAUGGUACCGAUGCUGGAUGGUGGGAAGGCUUCUCGGCGGCAGGCCAGAAAGGGAUCUUCCCCAGCAAUUACGUUCGUCCACGGUCCGUGUUCCGAGCCAUAAUCAAUAGCUAAUGCCACAGACUUCAGGUGGAGCUCGUUCAGUGACCGAACUUGUAUCGGGGACGUGCUGUGGUGUAGAUGGACAAUGGAUCAUGUUCGUUUUGACUGCGUGUAAUCUCACGGUGGGGCCAAAGCAAUGUUCUGUAAUGGCUACUCUAAGCAGGUUGGGA